Impatiens glandulifera is the source of this 1251-nucleotide messenger RNA. RefSeq lists its product as uncharacterized. Gene Ontology annotation, molecular function: N-acetyltransferase activity. Gene Ontology annotation, biological process: N-terminal protein amino acid acetylation. Lineage: Eukaryota; Viridiplantae; Streptophyta; Magnoliopsida; Ericales; Balsaminaceae. Gene Ontology annotation, cellular component: chloroplast. The transcript is spliced from 3 exons. The coding region runs from base 189 to 1031 and encodes 280 amino acids. The record is from RefSeq and is a predicted model, not a curated record.
GAUAUUAUUGAGAGAGAGAGAGAAGAAGAAGGGGUCCGACCGAGGAAUCUGUGUUCACUGAGAGGGACCUGUGCGGUGAUUCUGGGAUUAUCGAAUUGAUCGGAUAAUCCCGUUGCGUCGGUGAGAGCUAGAACGGAAGUUGAGAUUCCCGGCUAAUCAAUUUGAUCUGUAAAUCGCUGAUUCGUGAGAUGCCGACUGUGCCGUUAGGAUUCUCGGCGCCGCCUAAAACUUCCCUUCUCGCUCUCACCUUCCUCAAUCCUACUACAACUCCCACAAAGCUACAGUCUUGCUAUCAUCAUAAAUUGUCUAAUCCUUCUCUUUCUCCCCUUCCCAGAUCAUCAGGGACAGUUUGCAGGGCAAGUCAAGUUUUCGAAUUGUUCCCAACUGUGACCCCAAAAAUAGUGGUUCGAGAAGCCAGGUUUGAAGACAGUUGGGAAGUGGCCGAGACUCAUUGCAGCUGCUUCUUCCCCGAAUACUCAUUCCCUUUAGAUAUCAUGUUGAGGAUGGACAGAAUCGUGGGAAUGCUUUCUGGAUUCACAAUACCAACUGGCUGUCAUAGAACUUGUCUUGUUGCUGUUAUUGGAAAUUCACUUGGUGAAUCCGUCAUCUUUGGAGAAGAUGAUUUCAGAAUUGGAGGUUUGGAUGGUAGAUUUAGCCUAAACAAGGGAUAUGUUGCUGGAAUUUUGACUGUAGACACUGUUGCUGAUUUUUUGCCAAGAAAGGGACCAUUCCGACAAAGAAGGACUGGGGUUGCAUACAUAUCAAACGUGGCAGUUCGGGAAGGUUUUCGACGGAAAGGGAUUGCGAAAAGACUAAUAGUAAAAGCAGAGGCAAAAGCUAGAAGCUGGGGUUGUCGAUCAAUUGCAUUGCAUUGCGAUGUAAAGAAUCCUUUUGCCACGAGGUUGUAUAUAGACCAAGGAUUUAAAUGUGUCAAAGUACCAGAAGGGGCAGUCUGGCCUCAACCGAGGACUGCACCCAAUGUCAAAUUUAACUUCAUGAUGAAGCUUACAGAAGAAUCAAACAAUGCCUAGAUAUUCUGGCUGGGGACAUGCCUUUUUGUGUAUGUAGAUUGAAUCUGAUAAAAAGGUAUAAAAAGUUCAAUUUCUCUUGUAUAUAUUUAACUGAUUUGAUUUGAAGUCUAAUGUAUAAAAUGCGUAUUCACCUCUCAAGAUAUAUUAUUCCAAGUUAUACUCAAAAUUUGCCUAGAUUUUGGAUAAUUUUUUAAGCUAUAUAUAUGAUUUUACAUUCUCA